Molecule: messenger RNA, 877 nt
Organism: Rhizophagus irregularis DAOM 181602=DAOM 197198
Lineage: Eukaryota; Fungi; Glomeromycota; Glomeromycetes; Glomerales; Glomeraceae
Source: RefSeq, a predicted model, not a curated record
AAGUCGUCCUACUUUUUUUUUCUCUCUCCUACCUAUAAUAAAGUUUUUUAACCUAAUUUCUUAUUUUUGAAAAAAAAAAAUGAAGUUAUUCGCUACCAUAUACAUUGCUGUUAUAGCUUUUGCUGCUUUUUCAAAUGCACAAGCACAAAAUGCAACAGCGAAUCUUCCAGACUUUCAAUUUCUUCUCACCCAGAAAUCAGAACCAGAACGAGAUAAUAUUUGUAAGACCAACAUGGGUUUUUGCGAAACAAAUUGUGGUGGACCGAAUAAAGCUCCAAUGAACUUUUGUAAUGUAACCACAAUGGGAUGGGGAUGUGGAUGUAGCGAUAAAAUUCCGGAUUUAUCAGCGUUCCAAUGGCCAAUUAACCGUGAGCAUUGCAUCGGAUCAGGGGAAGCUUGCAAGUUAGCCUGUCAAGAUCCUAAAGUUCCAAAUGAGAAAAAGCCAGAUUGCAAUCUAGCUUGCAUUGAUACAUACACUUCAAAGUGUGGUACAGCAGCACAACCACCAGCCUAUUAUAAUGUUUCAGAUCCUGCAAUUGUUCCAACAUACGCUCCGCCCAAGAAUUCAGUGACCGAUAGUGCAAAUAAUAAUAGUACUAGUACUAAUGGCACUAAUGGCAGUCAAUCAACUAAUAAUUCAGCAUCAGAAAGUAAAAAGCAAAGCAGUGCUUCCUCAAUAAAUCACCUUGGAAAUGCUGCUGUUGCUUUGGUAAUUGUUGCCUCUGGAAUGUCUCUAUUUUAAUUUUAGUAUUUUAAUUUAAUUAAUAAUUUAAUUAUAAUUAUUGGGAUGUUGCGGUUGCAUCAUUUAAUAUAAAAUUAAUGUCAAUUAGAAGUUAAAGUUUUCUUAGAUUUAUUAUUAAUAAAAUAAAACUUUUAU